Messenger RNA from Amoebophrya sp. A25, 4725 nucleotides. NCBI's taxonomy places the organism in Eukaryota, Dinophyceae, Syndiniales, Amoebophryaceae. The record is from the annotation of a GenBank genome assembly.
AAAGAAACAAAACUUACGUUUUUUCCCGUUGGGUUGAACUCACUCAUUGUCAACAGACACUUCCCCUCCUUCCCUAGUUGUAUGUGUAAAGCCUGCACUGAUUGUCAAUUAUCGAAUAUAUGUCCCAGGGCUCAGGGCUGAAGGCCCACCCCAAUCUAACUUCUUGAGGGGGGGCUCCAGCCCCGGGUCCGUUUUCUUGAGGGACUGCCAAGCGGGAAGGCCUCCAACCGCCCACCUUCGAGCCCUCGCGGCUUCUUGCAGGUACCCGACAGAACCCAAACCCCUGAGGCCGUUCAAACACCGACGGCCGGGGGUGGAAGGCGGCAAAGGUGGCAAGGCUUGCGCCCCCCUUGCCGUGUUGCGUGUGCCCUACUCCUCACUGGGGGACCUCCUCGGGGGGUGGAGGGCCUCCGAGGGCAGCAGAUGGCAAGGUUGGCCCCCUCGCCGCGUGGCAUGUGCCCUACAGACCUCCCGUCUGCGGGCUCCUCACUGGAGGAGUGUAGCCCCUGCUGCCCCCCAUGAGGGCAAAAGGGGCCAGGCCUCGCGACCGUGGCCGCCUUCAGCGGCCUUCUUCUCCCGGGAGCCGUCCCUCUGAUACGGUCCAAGAGUUGGGACGCCUGUGGGGUACGCGCGGAGAGCCUCCGGCCCCGCCUUUUUAGGCCUCCUCCCCCGUGAGUCCUUACAUGUCAGCACCGCGAAAAAAGGGCGCGCGGACGCCGCCGCCGCUCCAUCCACAGGGGGGCCUCCCGUGAGGUGGUGCAAACGCCCGGGGCAGAGCUGUCCAAAUUAGUCCCCCCGCGUAGCCCCCCUAUUAUAAGGCUGGCCUUCUUGCUCUUCUUUGAUGCGUCACGCGUCACGCGCGACCUCCGGACCGAUCAGGGAUCCAUGGGCCGACCGGGGAUCCAUGGAUCGGGUCGAUCAGUGAUCCGUGGCCCAAUUAGUGACCACGGACCGAUCAGUGGCCCGCGGGUCGUCGAUCAGUGGCCCACGGGUCGAUCAGUGAUCCACGGAUCGACCUGUGGCCCACGGCUCGAUCAGUGACCCCUGGAUCGAUCAAGGAAUCCCGGAUCGAUCAAAGAUUCGCGGAUCGGUCAAGGCGGCGCGGAUCGGUCAAGGAGUCGCGGAUCGAUCAAGGGCGCGCGGAUCGGUCAUGUCUUCGCGGAUUGCUCAGUGAUCCGUGGAUCGAUCAGUGAUCCAUGGAAGUGGGUCGAUCAGUGACCCGUGGAAGUGGAUCGAUCAGUGAUCCGUGGAAGUGGGUCGAUCGGUGACCCGUGGAUCGAUGGAUCAGUGACCCGUGGCGCGAUCAGUGAUCCGUGUGUCGAUCAGUGACCCGCGGGCCGAUCAGUGACCCGCGGACCGAUCAGCGACCCGCAAGCCGAUCAGUGGCCGCUGGCCGGUGGAUCACUCGGCGAUCCGUGGAUCGAUCAGUGAUCCGUGAAUCGAUCAGGGAUCCGCGGCGCGAUCAUUGGCCCGCGGAUGGAUCAGUGAUCCGCGGCUCGAUCAGAGGCCCGUGGAUCGAUGUCGAUCAGUGGCCCAUGGUUCGACCAGUGAUCCGUGUUUCGAUCAGUGAUCCGCGGAUCGAUCAAGGGUCCGGGGAUCGAUGUCGAUCUGUGGCCCGUGGAUCGAUCAGCGGCCCGUGGGUCGAUCACUGCUCCGGGGGUCAAUCAUCAAGGACUCGCGGAUCGACCAGUUAAUUAUCCACGGAUCGAUCAAGGAUUCGCGGACCGCUCAAGUAUUCCCGGAUCGAUCAAGGGGCCACGGAUCGACCAAGGAAGCGCACACUUUUGCGCGCUGCGUCACGCUUGAAAUUGAGCACAGAAAUCGCGUCCACCCCCGAAGCUCUCCGCGUCACGCGGUGGGCGUCACGCGUCACGAACAGCUCCGCGGCGUUCCGUAAGUCCCACGGGGCCCCCCUCCCUGGUACAUAUAUCACAUGCCUGCAAGCUUCAUCGCGCGGGGAGUCGUUUCUUUUUUGUUUCACAUUGACUGAUUAGAUAACUUUGCCCAAAAAGGUUUAUUCAUAUUGGGUAUUCUUCAACCUCGACCUCACAGCAAAAAUAUAGCCUCUAGAGUUCAGAAUACAGACAUCGUACAGUCAAGGUACUACGUCACUAGUUGUUUCUGGUAGUUUUCCUUUCCUUGGGUGCGCUCAAGAAACAAGAACGUCAUACGAAGAUGGGGCUGCUUAACAUCCUCAAAAAGCUGAAAAAGAAUGAAAAGGAGGCGAGAAUAUUGGUACUCGGUCUCGAUAACGCCGGAAAGACCACGAUAUUGAAGAAGCUCUCCGAAGAGGACAUCUCUCACAUUAUGCCGACACAAGGUACUCACUUCAUCGAGCAUCCACACUAAUUGUAGCCGCUUCUUCCGGCGUGCCGCUUCCCGGGAGAACCCUCUCGAUACGUUUUAAUUUGAAUCGUAGGACCUUUUUGAUCCCUGACGUGUAAAACGGGUGUACUCAAUUACAUAUUAUCUUGCUGGCUCCCAAAGUCGUCUAUUGCUGCACGGACUCUUGAAAAUACCAGGUUUUAACAUCAAGUCUUUGGUGCAUGACGGUUUCAAGCUUAAUGUAUGGGAUAUUGGAGGUCAGAAGACGAUCCGGCCAUACUGGAGCAAUUAUUUCGAGUCAUCAGACUGCUUGGUAAAGAACUUCUUCUUCUAUUCUGUUCGUUGGCCACCUCUAGUAAUGGAAUGCUACGACUUUUGAUGCUGGUGGUUUAUUUGGUGCAAAAGGAAAAGAUGGAAUGUGGCGAUGAGUUCAGGAAGUAUCGAUUCAACUUUUUGACAACAAACAGGUAUAUGUGAUUGACUCCUCGGAUAGGCGGAGGCUGGAGGAGAGUGGCUCCGAGUUGAACGAGUUGCUUCAGGAGGACAAGCUAUCAUCGAUUCCGUUGUUGAUCUUCGCCAACAAUUAUGGCAAGAUUCAUUUUUUGCUGUGUCCAUCAAAUGUGGUUACUACUUUGAUGUUGACAUCGAUUCGUCGUUCUGCACUGGGAUUACAUUCCUUUUCCAUGGAGUUCGUACACCUGCUCCGCCGUCCUCCUAGAAGUAGUCGACCACUUAAAUAUUCGAUACGGAGCUCCUCCAUGAUGCCCGCUCAUUGAUCCCUUCCGUUCGAGAUUGUAUACAGUGAGAAGUCAUAGCGCUAAUGUUGGCAGGACUUGCUGCAGGCGCUGCCAGCGAACGAGAUUGCGGAGGAGCUUAGUUUGCAUAACAUUCGCGAUCGAACAUGGACAAUUCAGGCCUGCAGUGCUAAGGCAGGUGAGGGACUGCAGGAGGGGAUGGAAUGGCUUGUGGGACACAUGAAUAGCAAAUAAACCACUUCGCAGGAACACUUACAUCUGGUUCUGCGCUCUCUGGUGCAACAUGUUGUUGUUGUUGUUCUUGUUGUUGUUCGAGUUGUCGGAGGGAGAAACAGCGAGCGACGAGAACUAGCGGUUUUGGGUGAAGAACAAAUUAACAACGAGCAAGCAGACCCUUCCCUUAGACAAAGUUUCAUGUGGCGCGAUCAACUUUGGUCAACAUUCGUAGCACAUUCAUUGGUACUCAAGCACCAGCUUUUUUUUGUCGUAGCAUCAAUAUUCGCUCUCUUUCUCAGAUGUUUGAAGAUGACAUCUUUUUCUAAUGCUUUACACUUGAUCAAUCCCGAAUAAUGCAAGUACAAUUAUCUACGACGAAAUACGAAAUACUAAAAAAUGGAAGGAGAAGCUGCAGAUCAGAUUGAUGUCUGACUAGUAACAAGUCCAUCAUCAACCCCAUUUCUCCAUUUGUGUAAAGCAACAUCGAAAAACCGAGCUGCUGCCAAAACAUAGCAAAUCUAGGCACGGAGAAAUUAAGGUCGUGGGGAAAAGAACUUGUAUUGGUACAAAGGGGUCUUUUUAACCUGGUAUAAGGUCAUUUCCUAUCACGACCUGCACCAGCUAAACGGGCUGCGAGACAAGGCAACAGGUAACAAUUAUAUGUUCAAAACACUAGUAUGAUGUUGUAUCAUCACAAAAUGAAGAACAGAUAGUCUUAGUUUAGUUACAACUGCGUUGAUUUCACUCAUCAAGCUAUACAGUCACGUGCAAUGAUCACAAUCGAGCGAGAACAUCAGCCUCUCUAUCGUGUUUUCCCUACAGGACCUAAGAGGCCAUGGCGAUCACAAAACGUGAAGUCACAUCAAAACACGAUUAGAUCGUGUGCCGUGAAGCUCCACUGCUUCUACAAGACAAUGUCAAAGUUCAUUCUGAAGACCAAAAUUUACGUGAACGUUCGAGUAUUUUCUCUGAGUUAGAUGAAGGUUAUCCAUGUACAACAACAACUUCCUAAAGUGGCACGAGAAAAACUUUUCACCAAACUCCGAUACCGUGAUCCCCACUCAGUUCCUUUUUCUUGAGGUGUCGCUCGUUGCUUAUGUGAACGUUAAAAAUGCAAAGAGAUCCUAGGAGGCCUAGCACUAUUGUUUCAAAAAGAAAGUUCCGACAAAAAUCUAAUGAAGAUCUCUGCAUUAGUUAUGGAAGAACGAGAAGAAGUUGAGACGUGCUAAAGCAUCCGAAAGAAAUUUUGAAACGUGUGUAUCUCUAAAGUUCAGAGACAGACGCCUGAUCCUGCUUCUGAUUUGUGCGAAGAUCACGAAAAAUGAGAUGAUGUUGUGCGAAGAUCAAGAAAAUUUUUUUUCUGAAAUCUCCAAAUCCAAAUCCAAAUGGUUCCUGUUGUCAUAAAUGGGAAGCGGGAGCGAGUUCCCGU